Messenger RNA from Theobroma cacao (cacao), 780 nucleotides. RefSeq names its product light-regulated protein, chloroplastic-like. The record is from RefSeq and is a predicted model, not a curated record. Lineage: Eukaryota; Viridiplantae; Streptophyta; Magnoliopsida; Malvales; Malvaceae. Gene Ontology annotation, cellular component: chloroplast.
CAACAAUUGUCAGUGUUUGGCAGUGAAAAAAUCUUAACCUGAUUGAGAACCCUGGAGACAUCACCACCACGCUUUCAGUCAAGCCAGAUAUGUACCUUAUCCACUCCCACAAACAAAAUCUUGCCAUUUCUACCUUUAUCUAUAUAUUCAUGUCAUUAACCAAACAACUCAAUACAAAGUAUUUUGCUCCAAAAACCAGCUUUACAAAAUGCAGGCACCCUUGAGCUUUACACCUUCACCCCUCUCCAUAGCCUUAGUGACACCCACCAAGAGUUUGGCUCUGCCAUGGAAGUCCGUGCUUAAAACGCAGACUCCUCGAUGUUCCCCGAUAAAAGGAACACCUGUUGCACAGGACAACUCAACAGUUGAUUACAGCUCCAUGGCCUCUGUUUUUCCAGCUGAGGCAUGUGAGACGAUUGGAGGAGAAGCUUGUGAUGUUGAGAUGUACCCUGAAGUGAAGCUAGAGCCGCCAGAAGCUCAAGGCACCAAGGCUAUGGCUGAUUCAGAGCAGAUUGACAGAGAAUACCUGGAGUAUAAUAGUCCCAAGACGGUCUUCUUAGGAGAGGCUUGUGAUGAUCUUGGAGGAGAAUUCUGUGAGCCCGAGUACCAGACAGGAGUUCAGUAAUUUCUAAUAGAUAACCUAAAAGUGCAUAUAAAUAAGUUGAUCACCUUCUCUUUAAUUUAUCUGUAACCGACUGACUUGACUUUGUUGUGUGCAUCUGACAUAGCUGUUGAAUAAUGAUCCUGAUUUUGAAGCUAUCAUGAACUUUUUUUUCCGUA